Messenger RNA from Prosopis cineraria, 1690 nucleotides. RefSeq names its product exopolygalacturonase-like. Gene Ontology annotation, biological process: carbohydrate metabolic process. The transcript is spliced from 5 exons. The record is from RefSeq and is a predicted model, not a curated record. Lineage: Eukaryota; Viridiplantae; Streptophyta; Magnoliopsida; Fabales; Fabaceae. Gene Ontology annotation, molecular function: polygalacturonase activity. The coding region runs from base 17 to 1309 and encodes 430 amino acids.
UCAAGAAGGUGCAAUAAUGGCCUUUCCAGGGAUGGUUCUUUCUGUUGUCAAAAUAAUUUUGAUGAGUUUUACAGUGCUGUCAUUAUUAUCUGAUUGUGCGGAUGCAGCAAGAAAAAAGCCAAUUUCUGGGCCUGAUAUGUUCAUGGGUGAAAAUUUAGCUGUUGACAAGCUUCUUCCAGGAGAAAAAAUAAUCAAUGUCUUGGAUUUCAAAGCCAAACCUGAUGGAGUCACUGAUUGCACUCAGGCAUUCAUGACAGCAUGGAGAACUGUAUGUAAUUCCCCACAGCAAGCGAGGCUUUAUGUUCCACCAGGGAAAUUCUAUGUUUCUUCCAUGUUCUUUGCUGGGCCAUGCAAGCCACCCCAAGCCAUCACAAUCAAAGUUGACGGCACCAUUCUCGCUUCCACUGACCCUUCAGAGUAUGUCAACGGCGAAUGGCUCAUCUUUUCCGACCUCCGGGGAAUCAAACUCAUCGGCGCUGGCACUUUCGAUGGCCAAGGUAAAGACAUGUGGGCCGCCAACACCGACUGCGACAAAGACACUUCCCCAGAAUGCAAAAGACUCCCCAGUAGUAUUCAAUUCAACAAUGUGACAGAUGGACUUAUACAAGGCAUAUCAUCAGUGAAUGCAAUGGGGUUUCACUUCUUCAUCACCAACUCUGCCAACAUUAGACUACGAACACUUAGUAUCAAUGCACCAGGAGAUAGCCCUAAUACAGAUGGCAUUCAUAUGAGCCAUUCCAUCAACGUGAAAAUUUCUAAAUGUCUCAUUCAAACUGGGGAUGAUUGUGUCUCUAUGAUUCAAGGGGUAAGCAAUGUGGCGAUUAACAAAGUCACAUGUGGCCCUGGACAUGGUUUUAGCAUUGGAAGCCUUGGGAAGUACGCUGAUGAGCUAGAGGUGAAGAACAUUCGUGUGCUGAAUUGCACGAUGGUGGGCACAACUAAUGGUCUCAGAAUCAAAUCAUGGCCAGACAAGUUUCCAGGUGCAGCAUCACAAAUAAUCUUCGACGACAUUGUCAUGAACAACGUUGCGAAUCCUAUUGUCAUUGACCAAGAAUACCAAUGUGAACCUGCCAAAUGCAAUAAGAAGCCAUCACGUGUGAAAUUGAGUGGGAUACAAUAUUCGAACAUAAGAGGAACAUCAUCUUCGAAAAUUGCAGUGGACUUACGAUGUAGUGGUGAUUUUCCAUGCGACCAUGUUCAGCUGAACAACAUUAAUCUCAAGGCAACAAAACCACCCCCUCCUACCUCCAGAUGUCUCAAUGCCAAACCACUCUAUCUCGGCAUGCAAUCUCCACCACCCUGCUCAUAGCAGAUCAUUUAGUCUACAAUAUUUGGAUCCUCUCUCGUCUCAGAAAUAAUCAUACAUAUGGUUGAUCUCGAUCAAAUGAUUGAAGGAGGACUUUUAGAUGAAGAAGAAGAAGAUGAAGAAGUGAAAUUCAGAGUCUCAACGAAUACCAUUUCUUGUGGCCAACACCAUAUCUCUCUUUUUGUUAGAGUAGUCCAAUAGUCCUUGGCCCAGGUCAAAGAUUGGGCCCAAUUGUUGCAAUGUGUAGAAUUCUUCUAGAUUGUACGGAGUGUAAUUCAUCUGUUGUAACGGCUAGUAUUCUUUUACUAUCUAGAUAUUUUCUUUACAUUUGCUGGCAGCCUGUGAUUGGCUCUUCCGAUUCAGGUAGGUGCCAAACUACUUUCU